UAUGGACUUCGUGGAGCCCAUCCCGGCUGCAAUAUCAGUCCGUAUUGCUCUGUAUAAAAUCUAUGUACAAACUUGGUAGCUUCUCGCGUGGAAAAAACAGAUUAAAUUUGAUUUGUCACUCUCUGUUAUUGCUUUCUAUCCAGGUCGGAAUCUUUUGACCUCGCCACUCUUUCACCUAGCCUCAAGUCCAACGAUGACUACGAGCAACGAACCAAGAAGAGAAACAAAAAGUUCGCCUCCCCUAUGUCAGGAACCUCCGCAAGCCUCAAUAGCCCGCGAAGUUGCCUCGGAUGGCGGCUACGGCUGGAUCGUCACGACCUCCAUCGCGAUCAUCUACGCGCACUCAUGGGGCAUCAGCGCGGCGUAUUCCGUCUUCCUCGCCCACUAUAUCAGAUCCGAUACCUUCCCCGGCACAAGCGCACUCGUCUACGCUGCCAUCGGCUCCCUUUCCAUAGGAAUCACCCUCGUCAUAUCACCGCUAGCUACAAUCAUGGCACGCGAGUUAGGGACCAGACCCACAAUGCUCCUCGGCGCCGUCUUACAGUCUGCUAGUCUUGUGUGCGCGAGUUUCGCAAGCCGGAUCUGGCACCUCUUCCUCUCGCAGGGACUUCUAUUCGGUGUCGGGAUGGGACUGCUAUUCUUGCCUUCGUAUGGUAUUGUCGCGCAGUGGUUCACCGCGCGGCGCGCGUUAGCCAACGGCGUUGCUAUUGCGGGCGCUGGACUAGGCGGAUUAACGUACUCGCUUGCCGUGGGCGCCAUGAUGAACAGGAUGGGCCUUCUCUGGGCUUACCGCGUUCUUGCAAUCGUCUCCGGCGUAGCGAACGGAGUUUCAGUCCUUCUUAUCCGGACACGGUACGGGGAGACGCGGGCAAAGCGUUUGGCCCUGGACACCUCCCUGUUCAAGAGGGUGGAUUAUCUCCUGAUUCUAGGCUUUGGCGCGCUCAGCAUGCUGGGGUACUUCAUUCUCGUCUUCACACUAGCGAACUACGCAAAUGUCAUCGGGUUGGACCCGUCUCAGGCUUCCCAGGUCUCGGCGGUAUUCAUGCUCGGUCAGGCUGUCGGACGUCCCGUCAUUGGAUGGCUGAGCGAUCGGUUCGGACGCAUCAACAUCACGUACUUGAUGACUCUGGUGACGGGAAUACUGUCUCUUGUUUUCUGGGUGAACGCAAAGUCGUUUGCGGCGUUGAUUGCGUUCGCUCUCAUCGUCGGUCUACCCGCUGGCGUGUUCUGGGUUAAUGCGGCGCCUGUGAUUGCUGAGGUUCUGGGUACGGAGAACUUGGCGUCCAGUCUGAGUCUAUUAUGGUUGAUGAUGGUUGUUCCCUCAACCGUUAGUUCGCCUAUCGCCUUGGUGAUAUACAUGAGGACGGGAACAUAUCUUGGGGCUCAGUUGUUCACGGGCUUUACAUUUGUUGCUGCUGCAGGUUGCGUUUUUGUUCUACGCCGACAUCAGAUCAGACUCCGAAGGAAGGCUUCAGGGUUCACGCUUGAUUCUUUUGGAGAGGAUGGAAUAGGACCAAUGGGAUCCAGAAUGCAACAGGGGUUCAUAGGACUAUCUAGCUGGGUGGUGGUGUGAUGGCCGAAGAAUCUUCAAAACUCGUACCAGUUUUCUAGAAGCUCCACCAAAGAUGAACGCUUCACUUACACGAUAUUAGGGCUACGAAGGAGACAUCGAAUUCCACCUGAAUAUUUAUUCCCUGUAUUAUUCAGGUACCUUGUUCAGAAUAAUUAUGAUUACUGUUGGGACGGCCAUCGAAGGCAUGUCUAAGUCUAUGACCACACUCUCAUCCAAGUCUUUGUUUUAUGCAAUUUUACCCCGCCGAACCAUC
Messenger RNA from Colletotrichum acutatum, 1826 nucleotides. Its product is annotated as major facilitator superfamily domain-containing protein. Gene Ontology annotation, biological process: transmembrane transport. Gene Ontology annotation, cellular component: membrane. Bases 194 to 1573 code for a protein of 459 amino acids. The record is from RefSeq and is a predicted model, not a curated record. Lineage: Eukaryota; Fungi; Ascomycota; Sordariomycetes; Glomerellales; Glomerellaceae. Gene Ontology annotation, molecular function: transmembrane transporter activity. The transcript has a single exon.